AUGCAGUUACUACCAACUUUAAAUGUUGAUGACGAGUUUUCAAAUGCAAAUAUCACUGAUGAUCAUUGCAUUCCACAAUCGAUAAAGCGUCUCAAAAUUGAAAAAUUAACUACAGCAGUAAAAGAUUCAAAUAGUGAAUCAUCAAACGCGCAUGUGAUUGCUGAUCAAUGGAUUCCAGUCAAUAAAACAUCAAUGAAUCCAGAGUCUGAAAAUAACUCGCAACGGACGAGUUUGAUUACAGAAAAUAAAGCAGAUACGUCCCUACCAUCUAAUAUACUGAACACUCCGAGAAAGAUUUACAGAUACCCUGGAGAUAUUAAAGAUGAACUUGUGGAACAAAUGAGCCCAACCACGAAAAGUAAUUGCAUUCGAUUACUCAAGUCUGCUUGCAAAGCAAAAGAUAAAACUAUACAAAAACUGAAAGUUAAUGAAUUUCGUCAUAAAAAGAAAAUAUCAAGUUUAGAAAAGCUAUACGUGAACUGCAAAAAAAAUUUGAUCUCUCCGAGAAUGCUUUUGAAAUUAUACAGGUAAAAUGGUAAAAUAUGUGAAAAUAUAAUACGAUCGUUGAAUUAUAAAUAGUCAAUAUCUUAAUUAAUUAUGAUUU
Molecule: messenger RNA, 604 nt
Organism: Vollenhovia emeryi
Lineage: Eukaryota; Metazoa; Arthropoda; Insecta; Hymenoptera; Formicidae
Exons: 2
Coding region: 1-531 (176 amino acids)
Source: RefSeq, a predicted model, not a curated record